UCCGUGUUUUCUUUCGCCACAACGUUUUUCUUUUCCUCUGACUAAAACCGUAACCAUCUUCUCUCUCUACACAUUUUCGACGUUCUAUGGCCAAAUCCGCCGCACAGAAAACCUACCCACCGCCGUCGCCGUCGCCGUCGCCAUCACCUGCUAAUCUCUGCCGUAGAAGCUUGAUUCCCUCCUCCGCCAUGCCUCCGCAAAACGGCACCCUUUCCCCUGCUCCACCGCCGUCCCCUAUUGACUUGAGGCUCCUCUCCAAGUCCUCUUCUCAAUCCUACACCUCCCUCAAGGACAUCCUUCCCUCCUCCGCCGUCGCCGUCAACUCUCCCACCGCCGCCUCCCCCGCUAACUCCGGCUACGAAAUCUUGAUCCGCAACCGCCUCGUUAAGCAGGCCGCUUGGGCUUAUCUCCAACCUAUGUCCGCUUCUUCCUAUUCCGCUGGCCCCAAUCUUUUCCACGGUUUCUGGCUCCGAUUCUCUACCGGCAAUCCGAUCUCCAGUUGUCUCGGAUUCAUCAGAGGCUGUAUCAUUCCGUCAAUAAUCCGAGUAUUCCGGUCCUGCAUUUGCCUAUGACGGCGUGGUUUUCUCGGGAUUUUGGAUUGGCCUAUUGACGACGACGACGACGACGACUUCUUCAGCCGCUCUUUCUCACAUUUACAAACAUCUAUGAUUGUGGUUUAAUUCGCCUUAAGCGAGCUCGAACCGCUGG
This is a messenger RNA of Cucurbita pepo subsp. pepo (vegetable marrow), 708 nucleotides long. RefSeq lists its product as uncharacterized. The record is from RefSeq and is a predicted model, not a curated record. NCBI's taxonomy places the organism in Eukaryota, Viridiplantae, Streptophyta, Magnoliopsida, Cucurbitales, Cucurbitaceae.